AUGCUCACAAAAACUCAGAUCAAUAAAUUGGAAAAAGCAAUGAGCCAAGGUGUGGGUUCAGAUAUUAAGAUAUCAAAAACACAAAUUAGAAAAGCUAUUAAACAUGGUGGUAGUUUGUGGGGAUCAUUAGUAAGUUUAGGAAGUAGGUUGUUACCUAUGGCUAUGCCUCUAGCUAAAAAGGCUAUUGCACCGAUUGCAACAGGCGCUUUAUCCGGCUUAGCCAGUCUUGAUGUGGAUAAAAUAUUUGGAAAGCGUGUACAACAAGGAGGUUUUCUUAUUCCACAGGAUAAAAUAGCACAAUUUAUUGCGCAUAAACACCUUCUAUCCACAGGUCAGAAAAAGGAUAUUCUUAAUGCUCUCCAGUCAGGUGGUCAAUUGAUUAUCAAACCGACUAGAACUCAGUAG
Messenger RNA from Porites evermanni, 405 nucleotides. NCBI's taxonomy places the organism in Eukaryota, Metazoa, Cnidaria, Anthozoa, Scleractinia, Poritidae. The record is from the annotation of a GenBank genome assembly.